Messenger RNA from Phaeodactylum tricornutum CCAP 1055/1, 1765 nucleotides. Its product is annotated as glutamyl-trna synthase. The record is from RefSeq and is a predicted model, not a curated record. Gene Ontology annotation, molecular function: glutamate-tRNA ligase activity; tRNA binding; ATP binding. The transcript has 3 exons. The annotation marks the transcript as partial. NCBI's taxonomy places the organism in Eukaryota, Bacillariophyta, Bacillariophyceae, Surirellales, Neidiaceae. Gene Ontology annotation, biological process: glutamyl-tRNA aminoacylation.
AUGGCCUAUAUUGAACGACUCCAACGGGAACAAGGAAUCUUGUCCAACUUUCAGUACGGUGCCUUUGACGUGCCGCCGUCUUCGGCACUGGGUGCCUCGGUAUCCGACGAGUCCCUCACAUCCGCACUGGACCACGAGGAAGAUGAUAGUCGUCACGGGCCGAUUGUCUUUCCCCUGCAGGGCAAGGUCCCUGACGAACAACCCCCGCGCAUGCGCUUUGCACCCUCACCCACCGGUUCGUUGCACGUGGGAGGAGCCCGGACCGCACUCUACAAUUGGCUCGUCGCCCGGAAAGGACAAGCCGAAGAACCCCAAUCCAACGCCGCCUUUGUCCUGCGGGUGGAAGAUACCGAUCUGGCACGAUCUACCAAAGAAUCCGAAAAUUCCGUCCUCGCUGACUUGGAAUGGCUAGGUUUGCUCUGGGACGAAGGUCCCGAUAUGCCGUCGGAAACGGCUCCCUACGGACCGUACCGACAGUCGGAACGGGGAGAAGUCUACUACGCCGUGGCACAGAAAUUAAUGGACGAUGGCAAGGCCUACCGUUGCUUUUGUACCCCGGAGGAAUUGGACGCCAUGAAGGCGGACCAGGAAGCCCGUGGCGAGACACCGCGGUACGAUGGUCGUUGGCGGGAUGCCAGUGUCGACGACGUGCAACAGGCCCUCGACGAAGGGAAAGCCUACACGGUCCGCUUCAAAGUAACCGACAAUUCGCGCGUCGUCAUUGACGAUGUCGUCCGCGGCAUGGUUUCCUGGGACGCCCAGGCCACGGUAGGGGACUUUAUUCUCUUGCGCAGUUCCGGUGUCCCCGUAUACAACUUUUGCGUGGCCGUCGACGACGCCUGCAUGGGGAUUACCACGGUUGUUCGGGCCGAAGAGCAUUUGACCAAUACCGUUCGUCAGGCCUUGGUACUGGACGCCCUCGGCGCUCCGCGUCCCCGGUACGCCCACUGUUCCUUGAUUCUCGGCGAAGACAAACAGAAAUUGUCCAAACGACACGGCGCCACGUCUUGUGAUCAGUAUCGUCUCGACGGUUUCUUACCGGAUGCCAUGAUCAACUACCUCGCCUUGUUGGGAUGGAACGACGGAACGGAUAACGAGAUUUUUGCCCGGGACGAACUCAUUGAUGCGUUUGAACUGGAUCGCGUCGUCAAGAGUCCGUCAGUCUUUGAUUUGGAGAAACUCAAAUGGGUCAACGCACAACAUCUGAAACUUCGUACCGUCGAAGACCUGGUGCCCCUCGUCAAGCAGCAAAUAUUGUGGCAGGGAAUGUUCAAAGACGGUCUAGUAUCGGACGAUUCGGUGGAUCUCGGUGUGAUUGAUUUCACCUACGCCGCCACGGCGUUGGCGAAACAAAUGAUGGAAACAACCAAGGACGCGGCCCUCAACGCCAAAACCGUGCUUGGUUACGGUUUGCCGGCCACGUUUACCGACGUGCGGGAUGAGGAAGCCCGGACGAUGAUCGCCACGGGAAACUUUUAUGCUCUCGCCCAAAAGCUGGUGGCGCAGUACCGGUCGGGGGAGUUCCCGCAAGACACGCAAAAGGGACCGGCGUGUCAAUUUACGCAAGACUACAUGGCGCACAUGAAGUCACUGGCGAAGGAGUUGGGACUGAAGGGACGCCACUUGUUCCACCCGGUGCGACUCGCCUUGACGGGGGAAAUGAGCGGACAGGAUGUGACCAAGCAAAUGUCGUUGCUGGCCUUGGCGACCAAGGCGGACUCGGUCAUUGAUUCGCAGUACGUCGUAGAUAUGGAAACACGAAUGA